Molecule: messenger RNA, 735 nt
Organism: Glycine soja
Lineage: Eukaryota; Viridiplantae; Streptophyta; Magnoliopsida; Fabales; Fabaceae
Exons: 1
Coding region: 1-735 (244 amino acids)
Molecular function (GO): catalytic activity
Source: RefSeq, a predicted model, not a curated record
AUGCUGUGUUUACAGGAGACCAAGAAGGAAGCGGUUGACAGAACCACGUGUCAGGCACUGUGGGGGGAAUCUGAUUUAUGUUGGGAAUCACAGCCCGCAUCAAAUUCAGCAGGUGGGUUGUUAUGUAUUUGGAAUGAUCAGACCUUUCGGGUAAAAAGGAAAAUAACUGGCAGGGGCUUUAUUUUCAUGGAGGGCAUUUGGAUCCAAGACAUGCAGAGAAUAUUCUUAGUGAAUGUAUACUCCCCCUGUGAUGCUCCUAGUAGGCGCAUCCUGUGGGAAGACAUUAAACAACUUAAAAGUCAGAACUCAGAUGGAAACUGGUGCAUAAUGGGCGAUUUUAACAGCAUUAGAGAUCCUGCGGAGAGAGUAAGUGUCACUCAAAGGGAGGCAGAUAACAAUUCCAUUUCAGAGUUUAACUCUUGGUUAGAGGAGCUAGAAGUGGAAGAAGCGCAAUGUGUGGGGAGAAGAUUCACUUGGUAUCGAUCAAAUGGAACUGUAAAGAGUAAGCCGGACAGAUUUUUUAUUUCAGAUGCUUGGAUGUCCUUAUGGCCUGGUAGCACCUAUUUUAUCUUGGACAGAAAUUUUUCGGACCACUGCCCUAUUUUGCUUAAAUCUACAAACGUAGACUGGGGACCCAAACCAUUCAGGGUCUUCGACUGUUGGCUGAAAGAGAAGGCUUUUACAGACCUAGUUCAAGGGACUUGGAAGAAUAUAGUGGUAAGGGGGUGGGGGUGA